Molecule: messenger RNA, 180 nt
Organism: Penicillium vulpinum
Lineage: Eukaryota; Fungi; Ascomycota; Eurotiomycetes; Eurotiales; Aspergillaceae
Exons: 1
Coding region: 1-180 (59 amino acids)
Source: RefSeq, a predicted model, not a curated record
AUGGCGAACAUCUCGCAUGAGUCCUACUUCGUCUAUAAUCGGCGCCGAGCAUGGUCGAGCGAGACGAAAAGGAUACAGUACAUGGCCUACGGAUGGCAUCCCCAUUGUGACAACUCGACGAUUGAUCUUAGUCUCGAGUACGCUGGCUAUCACGGACGGUCUGAUCCGAAUGAGCUCUGA